Messenger RNA from Ornithorhynchus anatinus (platypus), 2149 nucleotides. RefSeq names its product protein kinase AMP-activated non-catalytic subunit beta 2 (gene PRKAB2). Gene Ontology annotation, cellular component: nucleotide-activated protein kinase complex; nucleus; cytoplasm. The transcript has 8 exons. Gene Ontology annotation, biological process: signal transduction. Gene Ontology annotation, molecular function: protein kinase binding. The record is from RefSeq and is a predicted model, not a curated record. Lineage: Eukaryota; Metazoa; Chordata; Mammalia; Monotremata; Ornithorhynchidae. The coding region runs from base 141 to 974 and encodes 277 amino acids.
GACCCUGGUGGAGGGAGGGGACGCGCGGUCGCUGGGCCGCCGCCAUUUUCUGAGGCAACGCCGAAGCGGAGCGUCGGGGUAGGCUUUCGCUGUCACUAGGUUUAUCGUUCCGUCCCGUCCUCCUUCCCCCGAGGGCCGCCAUGGGGAACACCGCCAGCGAGCGGCUGUCCGGCGAGCGCCACGGCUCCAAAUGGCACCGCGGCGAGGGGGCCGCCGCCGCCCACGGCCCCGCCAAGGACCAGCCGCACAAGAUCAUGGUGGGCAGCGCCGACGACCCCAGCCUCUUCAGCCUCUCAGACUCCAAGACUCAGCUCCCCGGGGACCGGGACUUCGUGUCCUGGCCGCAAGACUUGGAGGAAUCCGUGAGGCCACUGCAGCAGGCUCGCCCUACCGUCAUCCGUUGGUCCGAGGGCGGCAGGGAGGUCUUCAUCUCUGGCUCCUUCAACAACUGGAGCGCCAAGAUCCCUCUGAUCAAGAGCCACAACGACUUUGUGGCCAUCCUGGACCUUCCCGAGGGGGAGCACCAGUACAAGUUCUUUGUGGAUGGCCAGUGGGUCCACGACCCGUCGGAGCCCAUGGUCACCAGCCAGCUCGGUACCAUUAACAAUUGGAUCCAGGUCAAGAAGUCGGAUUUCGAGGUGUUUGAUGCUCUGAAGCUGGACUCUCUGGAGAGCUCAGAGACUUCUUGCAGAGACCUGUCCGGCUCCCCGCCUGGCUUGUACGGCCAGGAAAUGUACGUGUUUCGAUCCGAGGAACGGUCCAGGGCUCCACCCAUCCUCCCUCCUCACCUUCUCCAGAUUAUUCUGAACAAGGACACUAACAUCUCUUGUGACCCGGCCCUUCUCCCCGAACCCAACCACGUCAUGCUCAACCACCUGUACGCCCUGUCCAUCAAGGAUAGUGUGAUGGUCCUCAGCGCCACUCACCGCUACAAGAAAAAGUAUGUCACCACCCUGCUGUACAAGCCCAUCUGAGCCCCCUCGAGCCGAUCGGCCGGCCGGGCCGCAGCCCCACGCCCGGAGCCUAGUGUGGCUGGGAGGCUGCCGUGUGCAUUUGUGGCCCCGUUUGCGCGCCUGGGCCCGAGGAGAGUUUGGUGCUUUUUGUCCCGUGGACGAGGACGCGGGGAGAGGUCAGCCCAAGCUGCUGCCCGAGGGCCCGGAGGGAGUGAGCAGGACCCGAGGGGGCUGGACCGACCGGCUCUCCACCUGCCUGAGCCGGUGAGCCUGCCGGACCCCCGCAGCCCCGCCCCGGUUCCUCCCCGGGACUGAAGUGACCACUCCAAUCAGACCGACGGCCUCUUGGUAUCCUCAGCAACAGCAUCCUGUUACCUUUCCCUGCCCUGGCCGCCGCUGCCUUGCCGAAGCUGCGGCGGGGUUCUCCCCAGAGACCCUGUGGAGCCCCCACACCUCCUCUUACUCUCCCUCCUGCCCCCUCCCCUGGUCCAGAUGCGGACUGGGACCUGGGACCACCCACCCAAGUCCAAACGAUCGCUACCUGGGGCGGGAUGGAUAACGGACUAUUGCCAGGGAAACUACACCCAGCCAGUCCCACUGGGUCAUCCGCCCCACCUCAUCUGGGUCACCACUUGGAUCUGUUGUGCGAUAGCGUACGCCUGCAAGUGCUUGUGUGGACUUGGGCCGUGGGUGCGGCAUGGUCGGUCAGCCAGCGAGCCAGUCCAGGGGCAUUGAGCCGGCCGGGUCUCGGUGCCCACCACCAGCGGGACCCCACCUGGUGCCCGCAAUCUUGCUGCCGCCCGGCGGGUUUGUCCCUCCCCCGCCGAGGACGGAUGGGCCAACUCUGCCUCUGGGGCCAGAGGCCGGGAGACGUCCAUCCCAGUGGCACUUGAUCCCCAGGGUCGCUUCUCCCUUCCUCCCUGGGGCUAAUGUACCCCUCCAUCCCCGACCCCUCUCCCCACUACAAGGGAAGCCGCACUGUUGGGGACGAGGCCUCUACCCGCUGAGGAGAUAGCAGGCCCGAGGAGCCGGGGGGCGAGACCUACCCCUCCCCUGCAGAGCUUGUCGUGGUCCUCUUCCCCCACAGCCUACUGCUGAUGCCCUCUUGGGGUGAGGAGCCUUUGCUGGGCUGCGAACAGUAAUGCUGUGUGUCUUGAAUAAAAGGCUACCCCUGAGUUGCCUCUCUGCACUCAUAA